Chenopodium quinoa (quinoa) is the source of this 2897-nucleotide messenger RNA. RefSeq names its product probable auxin efflux carrier component 1c. The coding region runs from base 841 to 2718 and encodes 625 amino acids. The transcript is spliced from 6 exons. The record is from RefSeq and is a predicted model, not a curated record. Gene Ontology annotation, cellular component: plasma membrane; endoplasmic reticulum. Gene Ontology annotation, biological process: auxin export across the plasma membrane; auxin polar transport. Gene Ontology annotation, molecular function: auxin efflux transmembrane transporter activity. NCBI's taxonomy places the organism in Eukaryota, Viridiplantae, Streptophyta, Magnoliopsida, Caryophyllales, Amaranthaceae.
GUGAAAUAUAAAAUAUUCUAAAGUUGCAAAUAAUAAAAAUCAGAGGUAGUACUCCGUAAUAUUUUUGAGAAGAGAAGGUCAGAUUUAAUAUAUACCGCAUUAAUAUAUCAACUUUAAAAAGCUCUCACAUAAAAGGAUGUAAUGACUAUAAAACCAUUAAUCCAAAACUUCAACAAUCCUAUCUAAAAUAUUACAAUUAAAAAAGAAAAAGAAAAAGUAUAUGACACAAAAAGAAUAAAACUAAACAAGAAAGAAUAAAAGUUAGGAUUAAAAUAUACACCAACUUUCACCCCCCAAGUACAACCUCUUGGUGGGUAGCAAGUGCAAGGCUUUGGCAGUCGCGCAACUCUGAAAGCACACAAACAUACACACACACUCACACUCACACUCACACUCACACUCACACUCACACUCACACUAGGCUAUUAUUUUUGUGUAGUCCUAAAUUGUACUUGCAUUGUUGUAUAUUUAUAUUAUUACUCAAAAGAAUACCACGCCAAAAACCCAUACUCUGAAUUCCUCCCAAGUCCCACCCAUCUUUCUAUCUAUCUAUCCCAUUUACCCAAACCCCCACAUGCUCCCCCUUCCAUUUCCCAAUUCACCUUCUUCAUCAUCAUCUCCACCACCACCAUUAUUAUCUUUUCUCAUUACUCAUUACUCUUACCUUCUAUCAGUAUAAACAAACAUACAACGUCGUAUCCAUCUAUCUAUCUAUUUAUCUGUCUAUACUAUAUCGUGUUAUGUUAGCUAGCUAGAGGUAGCUAGUAACUAACUAACUGCGACGAUUUGGGUUACCAUUGAGAAUUUCCUUGCUGGUGUUGAAAAUUAAAAUACACGACCAUGAUCACUCUAUUGGAUUUCUACCAUGUAAUGACGGCCAUGGUGCCGCUUUACGUGGCUAUGAUCCUCGCUUACGGUUCGGUUAAGUGGUGGAAAAUCUUUAGUCCCGAUCAAUGUUCGGGUAUUAAUAGAUUUGUAGCGUUGUUCGCGGUUCCACUUCUUUCGUUCCAUUUCAUUUCGAGUAAUAACCCGUACACGAUGAACCUAAGGUUCAUCGCGGCGGAUACUCUUCAAAAAGUGAUCGUCCUGACCGCGCUUGCGAUCUGGAGUAGGGUAAGCAAGCGCGGUUCACUCGAGUGGACGAUCACGUUAUUUUCAUUGUCAACGCUUCCAAACACACUUGUUAUGGGUAUCCCUUUAUUAAAAGGAAUGUACGGGGAUUUUUCGGGUAGUCUUAUGGUACAAAUUGUUGUGUUACAAUGUAUCAUUUGGUACACGUUAAUGUUGUUCAUGUUCGAAUAUCGAGCAGCUAGGAUGCUGAUAUCCGAACAGUUUCCGGACUCUGCCGCCUCCAUCGUGUCGAUCCAUGUCGACUCCGAUGUCGUCUCAUUAGACGGGCGGCAGGUCCUUGAGACCGAGGCCGAAAUAAAAGAAGAUGGAAAGUUACACGUGACCGUGCGCAGGUCUAACGCGUCACGGUCCGAUAUUUUCUCUAGAAGGUCACACGGGUUUUCUUCGACGACUCCUAGGCCGUCGAAUUUAACCAAUGCCGAAAUUUACUCCUUACAAUCGUCUAGGAACCCGACACCGCGAGGGUCGAGUUUUAAUCACACCGAUUUCUACUCAAUGACCGGUGGUGGUGGUGGAAGGAGGUCAAACUUUGGUGCAGGAGAUGUUUACGAGUUAGGUUUGACCACCUCUAGGGGUCCCACUCCAAGACCUUCUAACUUCGAGGAAGAUAAUGGGGGUAAUAGUAACAGGCCUCAGCAGCCGAAGUACACACAAUAUCCCGCGCCUAAUCCAGGGAUGUUUUCUCCUACUAAGAAGGAUAAUAGUAGUACUGGAAUAGCUAAAACCAAUAGUAUUACGAACACGAUAACAACCACGAGUACAAAUACUAAUACUAAUAGUAACGCGGCCGCGAAGAAGACUAAGGGUGGAGAUGAAGCUGGGAAGGAUCUUCAUAUGUUUGUAUGGAGUGCUGGUAAUUCCCCUGUAUCGGAUGUAUUUGGUGGGCAUGAUCAUUAUGGUGUUGCAGCUGAUCAGUCUAUUAAGGAAGUUCGGAUGAAUGUGUCUCCUAGUAAAGUGGAGGGUGGAAGAGAUAAUAAUCAAGAAGAAUUCAUGAAUGGAGAUGAAUUUAGCUUUGGAAAUAGAGGAAUAGAAGGAGAAAUGAAAGAGCAUGCGAAAGUGGAUGAUGGAAAGCCCAAAACUUUACCACCAGCUAGUGUUAUGACAAGACUCAUACUCAUCAUGGUUUGGAGGAAACUUAUUAGAAAUCCCAACACUUAUUCAAGUUUAAUUGGCCUUACUUGGUCUUUGGUCUCCUUCAGGUAUCACGUAGAGAUGCCGGCCAUAAUAGCAAAGUCGAUAUCGAUAUUGUCGGAUGCAGGGCUUGGCAUGGCCAUGUUCAGUCUAGGAUUGUUCAUGGCAUUGCAACCAAGGAUAAUAGCAUGUGGAAAUUCGGUAGCAACAUUUUCAAUGGCAGUACGAUUCCUAACUGGCCCAGCUGUCAUGGCUGCUGCUUCCAUUGUUGUUGGCCUUCGUGGUGUUCUUUUACACGUUGCCAUCGUCCAGGCAGCACUCCCACAAGGAAUAGUUCCCUUUGUAUUCGCCAAGGAGUACAAUGUUCAUCCUGAUAUUCUUAGCACAGGCGUCAUAUUUGGAAUGCUAAUCGCGCUACCAAUCACACUCCUCUACUACAUUUUGUUGGGUCUAUAGACUUUGUUUUAAUUUGUUGUAUGUAAACUUCAAGACUAAGUGGUUAAUUAAUUCUAGGGAUAAGGGGGAGUAAGUAAGAGGUUGAUUUUAUGAGUUUUUUUCUUUGCAAAAAAUUAUGUAAAAUUAUGCUUGUAGUCCAUUUAUUUAUAGAUAAAAUGAAUCCUGAAAAUUUUAGUUUA